This is a messenger RNA of Porites lobata, 7198 nucleotides long. The record is from the annotation of a GenBank genome assembly. NCBI's taxonomy places the organism in Eukaryota, Metazoa, Cnidaria, Anthozoa, Scleractinia, Poritidae.
AUGACUGAGAAAUGUUUUUCUUUCACCUUGAAUCAUUUAGUUUUCGUGACUAUUGUACAAUUUAUCAACACUUUGGAUGGCUCGAUGACAAAUGUUUUAAGCGUAACUCACUCAAGCGACAAAGGAGAUGUAUUCGAGGUCUUGGCAAACGAGUCGGUUUGUGCGACGAGUUGUGAAAGGUUUGGGGGUUUUCUACAAAAGAGCGAUCGUCGAGACAACGGUGGUAGCCACAAAUGUUUUUGUUAUUGCGCUAAUUUGACAAAACCCUCUUUUUAUCGGACCAAGAGAGGACAGGAAAGCUGUGUCAAAGAUAUGGAGGUUUUGGCUGACACAAACGAAGGUAAGCAUCACUGGCAUGAUCAGGCAUCCUAGCUAGAUGUAACACUUUUCACUUCAUCUGAAAUCGUUGAAAAACUGGCCGUGUGCUCAACAAGUCAGAAAAGGGCUACAAGGAGGACCUCAGAAAAUACUAAGAAUGUGAGCUAUCAAACAUAUUUUUUGCCCUAAAUCUUUUGAGAGUCAGACAAUCCGAGCCCUUGGUACAACUGUACAUGAUUUCUCAUGAGAAAAAAAAUACGUUAUUGUCCCGAAAGAGGUUGAGUAAUAUCAUUUAUUUAAAAUGGCGGUCUUCACCUUUUUGAUCACUAUUAAAAUAACAUUCAUGACAAUAUUUCCCAUUAACACAACCCAGAGUGCUUUUCCUGUCUCAGACUAUUGCUCAAUGUAUUUUUUUUUUGUUAAUCCUGUUCCCCUGAUCCUAGGGAUUUUGAGUGAUGCUCUCUUACAGUGGGACUUAUCUUUGAAGGAAUUUUCUUAAUAACAGGAAAAUUUCACGGUUUUUUAUAAGAAAAGGAACUUGGACUAGGAAACUGGUAAUUAAUUAAGUUAGCACUUCCUUUAGUCCAUAGGGCCCCCACCCAAAAUGCAAAAAAAAAAAAAAAAAAAAAAAAAAACUAGAACUGGAAGUUGAUUUCAUCCAAUAAAAGUAACUUUAAAAUUCAAUUUUCUACAGAUAAAUGCAACUUUUACACAGACAACGCUGAGAAAUUACAAGUUUUAAAUCUUCACACUGACGGAAAAGCGAGAAUAAAAUCGAAUGGCUCCUGUGAGAAUCUCCAAGUAUCUGAAUGGAAAUAUUAUUAUAAUGGUUCAUGGAUUUCCUCUUCAUAUGACACCUUCUCGUCAAACACUAUAGGACACAAUGGGGCUGGAAAGAGUAUGUUACGAACAUUUCUAAAGGUAGGAAGUGCAGCCUAAGAGUGAUAAGCUAGUCAACGCUGGGUGCGAUAACUGAAGUAAAUGAUAAGACAUGGCGAUGCGCGAUUAAGGGUUGAGUUAAAAUCAAGUCAACAUCAGGUAUCUGUUAAAGAUUACCCUGUACACAGACGUUGGUUUUUUCUUCUUUCGACUAUUUUCUCCUUACCCAGCCACCCCCCCAUUCCCUUUGCGCUUGCGUUCAAUUUUAUUUUCCCGCGGUUUUUACUUCCAUACGCGCGCUCGACUGGACCUCUAAAGAGAAAGACGGGGUCUGUGGACAGGUUAGAUAGAGAUAAGAAAAGGUGAUAGAAGACAGGUCACGUGAAUCCUGUCGGUAUAAAGGUUAUGGUUAAAUCCCCUCUCAUGAGAUUAGAUGAUGCACUCCAACCACACCCUGUAUGGAAAAAAAGCCUCAAAUACGAUGCUAGGAGCUUUUAAAUACUAUACUACUCGCGAACAUUUUAGUUAGCAGACCUAAAGAUUUGUAAAGCAAAUAGAAUAGAACAGAAUAUGGUUUGGUGGCUUUUGUUUUACAUGAAUUGUUGCUUUGGGAUUUCACCUAAAGAUUCAGCUCCAAAGUUUCUCUUAAUCUAGUGUCUACUAAUUGACCUUGGGCAGUUGUACUGGAUUUGAAAAGGUUUCUGCUGUAGAGGAAAAUAAUAUAACUGUCUUUUUCUGUGUAGUGGAAUGGACAUCUAGCACCAUUUUACAGAGGCUUGCUGAUCAAAGUAAUAGUUCGCUGCACUUAUGGCGGGAAAACAGACAAUGGAUGUGUCAUGCUUAAAGCUGCAGGAACUCAUGUUUGUAAGUAUUAUGCUUUUCUUACAGCUCUUUAAAGAGUGAUAAAGUCUCCCCUUUUCAUGUAGCUGAUAUUUUGUUUUAAAACAAGUAGAGGAAUUUCUGGUCUUGGAAACCCUGGGUACCCUAUACUAUGCUUCGGUGUCGGACGCAGGCCGACAGCUCUUCGGACACAGGUCGAAAUAACGAGCAGCGAAGCGUGGGUCAUCAUAAAGACUUGACCGUAACCAGAAACCGCGCAUGAAAAGUCUCUGGCACCCCGUGUAGGUCUUAGAGAAACUAGGUAAGAAUUCUUGUCCUCACGUGCUAUCUUUAUAAACUUUCACAAGGCAACGCGGUGAUGUAUUUAAAAUCGUUCAGCAAAAAUCAGCCACUUUCUCGUGGAAUAAAAUCAACUGAGCCAAUUGACUCACUCACGUUUGAUGUAGUUGGUUACAAAGCUAUGAUGGAAUGGUGGGGUUAGAUGAUAAAAACACACUAGACGCAAAUGAAUGUUUGUAUUACUGGAGAUCAUUCUGAAAAGAACUGGUACACAUAAGUCGCGCAGUCGACCUUAACUUGAUAACCUUACUUUAAUUAUUGCCUUCGGAUUAGUCAUACUGCUUAUGAAACCUGUAAAACGAAAACCACGUGCGUUUUUCAAAUCAACGUACUUUUUUUUCAGUCAUAGAUCAUGAAGUUCCAACAUAUACGACACCAUUCACGCCAUCCUCACAGCCAGUCACAGGCUCUUUAGUGCCCAGGCUUGACGAAGAGCAGUUGAAUAAGGUUGUUGAAUCUGUUACAUUUUAUUAUUUGUACGAAUUUCUAAAAGUGCAUAUAACCCUUGCUGGUCAAGAUUCACGUGUAAAAAUGCUCUAUUGCUUCGGUUUGUAAACGUACUAGAUAGAUUUUGCAAUGUUUCCAGCUCAGACUUUUGUGGCCGUUAAAAGUUUCCAUGUGGGAUGUCACGUGAUAUCGAAAUAGCCAACUAGAGCGCACACUUUGGGAAGAGAUCUCCCAGCAGUAUAAUCGGGGACAGCCGAGGGGGCAGUUUACCCCUUUAAUAGCCUUUACAGGGAAGCUCAGCCGAAAGGGGGCACCUUUUUCGGGCUUUUGGUACUAAUGAAAGGGUAGGGAUUUUACUACCUGAAAUAUGUAAAAGGGGAGGGAAAUCUGUCAUUCCAAUCUGUGAAAGUUCCUGAAAGGGCUAACAGGCGCAUUUUAUGGCUGUGAAAAAUACGAGAAAACUUCGUGGUUUAGUAGUUUAUUCAUAUUUAGAAGACGAGGCAUUAUAUUUUAUAGCAUUUGAAAAGAAUGCAGCGUUCUCAACUAUUUUGCGAAAGGGGUACCACUUGUCAAUGAAAGGUAUACGAAUGUGUUACCUUUUCUGACAAAAAUGGUAUUGCUGAUUUUCAGUGUCACGUCUUUCAAAAUUGAUCGAAGUUAAAAUCAAAACCGUUCAAUGGAAGAAGUCCAGAGUCUGCAAAGAAAUGAAAGGAGGUAAAUAUGAAAAGAACCUCGCCAAGAUUCAGGACAGAGAGGUGUUUCAUAUACGAGAUAUCAGGAGAAAUGUUUUACCCAAAUUUACAGAGAUUUGUAUGGAGACGCCAUGUUGGUGCCCAACCGGAUGGGCACAAUUUGGCGGCCGGAAACCAAAAAAACGUCUGUCACCGCGCAUGUUUUGCUACAAAACGUUGAAUUUAUCUCUCGAAAAACUCAUAAAACAUCAAAGUAAUAUUCUAUUAAUACAUGAACUGCUCGGAUAGCAAAAUUAAUACGUCACUUUCUUAACCUACAUGACAGCUCUUUCGGCCGUCAUGUAAAUGUUGCGUCACGCAAUAGCCUAGAAAUUCAAGCGCAUUCUAUCACAAAACCAUGAACCCUUUCAAAGCGAAAAUUUGUAUAAAUAUUAGUUGAUAGUUUGUAGUUUGAAUUUUAGUGUCUUCAUGCGAAAACCAAGAAUAUGAAAGGUUAAGGAUUGAACUUGGGAUGGAGCCUCCCCGUAUAAAUUUCACUGAGUACCCCCUCCUUCCCCGGGGGUACAGUCUUUACAGUUGGAUACCAUUAUAUCAAGCAUACGUUGGAGAAAGCUUGAUAUUUACUUUCUCUUUGAUCACAGACAACACCAGGCUCUGGGACAAUACCAGUACGUUACACCUCACUUCCAACAGAAGAUUACUCUAAAGGAAGUAGCAGGGAAAUAUGGGUUAUAACAUGUCUUGGUCUGUCAGCUCUCCUCCUUAUUAUUGGUAGCGUCAUUACUGGAUUCAUAGUCGUGAAAUGUCGACGCAAUUGUCGCAAACCUGAUAGAUCAGGUAAACUUUAGAUCUUAGGUGUUAACCCUUAAGUAAGAUUUUUCCCUUAACAAGCUACAAUCAGUGACAAAUUAAAGUAGUUGCUACACUUGUCUAAAACGCGCGCUUUUAUCGCUGACAAUUUCAUCCAUUUUAUCGUACACGAUUGUAUAAUUCUGUUUAGAUGCCGUAAAUCCCCCACCCCCGAAUCAAUGUUGUUUGUGGUUGGAGGAAGACCUGACGUUUUUAAUUAUACAACAUUGGUUUGGGGGGGGGGGGAGGGGCUGGGGGUGAGUGGGUUGAGGUUCAAAGGACGAGGGGAUAGAUUUGUCCACUAGGCAAAAAGGGGCCAUUUUAUCGAAGUGUCCAACACUUUUGCCCCUCGUUAUAGCGGAAGCAAUAUAUUUAUACCUUUUUCUUAUUAAAUAAACAAGUUCGAUUGUUCAUCACCAGGGCAUUGUCAAAUUUCAUAAGCAUGCUAAUGUUUUUAGAAUAGGUAGUGGUGUAACACCUACAUUAAUUUUCCCCUUAAAGCUCUAAGGUUUCUUUGAUUCAUUUUAGUACCUCGCCGCCCUCUUCGAGUUUCUUCUGAACAUGCGCAGCACGCGUCAGAGGAGAAUGCAGCCAUGCAUGAUUACGAGUAUGUUCACUAUCCCUGUCUUGUUGACAGAGGCAGCACUCUCUCUAAGGGUAAGUCAAAUAAUUAUUAUCAUGAACUACACUGACAGCUAUUAAAACACAUGUUAUUCAACUUGGCGAGAAUAUUAACAGCUUAGAAAUAAUGGUAAAAAACAUAUCAUAAAAAUUGUCUUUAAUAUGAGCUUGUAUACGGCAAGUAGGUAGGACCAAAACAGGCAGGCCUUUCGUUCCUGUGGUUGCAUACAUGCUAGGAAGACAAGUAGAUAAAAACGUUCUAGAGUGUUACACAACGGAGAUGUUCAUUUGUUUCUUUGUUUUUGUUUAUUUGUUUCCUGCUUGUUGUUGUUGUUGUUGUUUUUUGGGGCGUGCAAGCAGGUGUUAUAGGAGUAGGACUUAUUUUGAUCAUGUCUUUGCUCGCCUCUUGCGCCGUAUUUACAAAUGAAGCAUUCGUUUGCAAGUUAUUUUACAAUAGAAUUUUUAACUAUCCCUUUAGAUAAGCGCAGGUGCGAAAGAAGCGAAGACAAUAAGCUUGUUAUAUGGUCAAAGAACAGCAGUGGAAACCCCACUCAAACCAACCAAUCGACACAAGCAAAUCCACCUCGCCUGCCUUAUCAGCGACUCCUUACAAGGGUGACAUCCACACCGCCACCUGAAGGUAAUGUAAGCGCACCAGUCACCUCACCAACUGUGGGACUAGGGGAGGAGUUUCCAUAUCAGAAGCUUAUAAAGACGGUGCCCUCUACUGAAAGUAGCGGACAGCAGGGGAGUGACAAUGGAGAGAAGCCUGAGGCAGAUGUCUCAUUGUAUGAUGAAACAUCUCAAAAACCAUACCAGUCUUUAUCCUUGAAAAGAAAUCCAACGGUAAGAAUUUUUUAAACCCCUCAACUGUUAUUCUUUUUUAUUAUUAUUAUUUUUUCUUUCUAUAUUUUUUUUUUUUUGCUUAUCGACCCAUCUAAGGUAAGUAAGCUUCCGGAAUCCGGUGAAAGACCGUUCAAUCCUCAAUUCCGCUCAAGUAAUCAGGAAUCCAGGUUUCAGUGAGAUGGAAUCCAUAAUCCAAGACUAUCUUGUAUUACUUCAUACGGGGUGAGUUGGCGCUUGAGGAUGAGCGUGUGCUAUCGAAUGAAAGCUGCAUGGAAACCUAACUUCUUACUUGAUUACCGUCAACUGCACGCUACAAGAAUUCAUCUCAACGCGGCUAGGCUUAAAUAUUCCUUGUUGAAAAUUUGUUUACGGUAUCUUUUUAUUGGUAAUUGAUGAACCUUUGCUGGCAGUGACAAGUUGAUCUCUCAGUUUCAAAAGAGUGGCGAGUGAAGGGGCCACAAUUAAGAAAGACAAAACCAGUUUUCAUGUUCUACUAAUUGGAAGGUUUAGAAAACUAUUCUUUUCACAGGUCGGUGUGCAUACAGAAACUCCUGACCGUUCGCCCAGGGAGUCCAUUUCAGUUCAUCUGCCCUCUCCCAAGUUAAAUCUCCCGAGGGCAAGUUAGUCGGGGAUGAAGGAUAUUUAGUUGACGACGUUUCUUGUAGGAUUGUUACGUUAAGUUCUCGAGAUCAAGUAGGAAGCGAUCGCAUUAGAAAAAUGACCGUAUUGAAGGAUUUGUAUGAAAAAGAAUUAACAAAUUCACUAAUGAGAACAUUUUUUUUCUUUCUCCACAGUCUUGUCCUAAGGAAAGUGACACAGGAUAUAUGCUGAUGGGAGGAGCUUCUCCUCCUGAAAGAAUUUAUGAGUAUGAUUACACGGAACCUUUGCAACCCAACACACUAUUCCGAUUCUCUCACGGUGACACCGAGCAGGUUAUCGUUCAGGUCUCUAUUGACGACCUCAGUGAUGUUGCCUUAAGUGAACAUCAGUUGCAACAACAACAACGACAACCAUAUGACCAAGUCAUAACAUCUUUAACUAAUACUGAUGAAAAUUACGAAGACAUAGAAAACCUGAAUGUAAAGAACGGUUUACCCACUGAAGGGAAGAAUGUUGCACACAGCGGUUCAGAGCAUAAAUCUCCGUCUGCUGGAUCUUAUGAAAACUUAUCAGCAGAGAACGAGGGACAUUUGACGGGGAGAAGAACCGAUCCCGAGGAAUAUGUUGAGAUGGGGAAAAGAAGAAGUGUACUGGUUUCAGAUUAUGCAGAUCAAUCUGGUUGCAGUGGUUUUCCAAACAUUGAUGAGGAAGGCCCUGAAUACCAUGUUUUGGAGGAGCUGGAAACGAGUGAAAGUAAGUCUUUUGAA